This is a messenger RNA of Carica papaya (papaya), 552 nucleotides long. Its product is annotated as LOB domain-containing protein 12-like. The record is from RefSeq and is a predicted model, not a curated record. NCBI's taxonomy places the organism in Eukaryota, Viridiplantae, Streptophyta, Magnoliopsida, Brassicales, Caricaceae.
UUUUUUUUUCUACUCGGGAAAAUGGGCGGAAAUUCGCCAUGCGCUUCCUGCAAGCUCCUACGACGUCGUUGCGUCAAGGACUGUAUCUUCGCUCCUUACUUCCCUGCUGAUGACCCCCACAAGUUUGCCAUUGUCCACAAGGUCUUCGGCGCCAGCAAUGUCAGCAAAAUGUUGCAGGAGCUUCCGGUGGAGCAGAGAGGGGACGCAGUGAGCAGUUUGGUGUACGAAGCAAAUGCGAGAAUGAGAGACCCAGUUUACGGCUGUGUGGGAGCCAUUUCUUAUCUGCAAAACCAGGUUUCUCAGCUUCAAAUGCAACUUGCUGUUGCUCAGGCUGAGAUCCUCUGCAUCCAGAUGCACCAAGACCCAAUCAAUACUAUCACGCAGACUCCCUCUCAGAUUGAUCAUGAUCAUCGUGAUGACAAGUCUUUUCUUCUUGAUCAUCAUCAUCAUCAUCAUCAGUACUACAAUUUUGCCUCUCCUGCUGGCAAUGUUGUAAUUCAAGACUCUCUCAAGAGAGAGUCACUUUUUGGAGUACAUGACUUGGUUUCUUAA